UUAUUAAGUGUUUGAAUUGUAGCAUAACAGAACAAUUUAUUUAUACGAAUAACAGCUCGUUGGCCUAUUCCACGUUUUCCACUGUCUUGCCUUGCUGCAACGUAUCAUGGCAGUAGACUUUAGGUCGAGAAGUACUUGAAAACAAAGGUUUACCCCUCACCACCAAUAGGCUGUACAGUUGCCUUGAUUUCAUCAUGUUUGUUGACACGGGCUUCGAUUAUUUGCUUAGUUGCACAGCGCUACUAAUUAAUUACCAGCGUUGGAGGAGAGAGUGCCCAGAGAUCAAUGCCAACCUGCACCCGUCCUCUGUCCUGGGACUCCUCCAGAAUAACUACCAUGGAGUGCUGAGGGACCGGGACCUCAGCGGCAGCAGAGUGCUCAUCUAUAGGAUAGGUCAGUGGAACCCUAAAGACUUCACAGCUUACGAGGUGUUCCGUGUCAGUCUGAUCACAUCUGAGCUGAUCGUCCAGGAGACAGAGACCCAGAGGAAUGGACUGAAGGCCAUCUUCGACAUGCAGGGAUGGUGCUUCGCUCAUGCCCUACAGAUCAACUCCUCCCUGGCAAAGAUGAUGUCCUCUGUGCUCACGGACUCGUUUCCUCUGAAGGUGCGAGGGAUCCAUCUGAUCAAUGAGCCCAUAUUCUUCAGACCCGUCUUCGCCAUGAUCCGUCCAUUCCUGACUGAUAAGAUCAAACAGCGGAUCCACAUGCACGGCAGUAACUUCAAAGAGACUCUGAGUGGCUUCUUCUCCAAAGACAUCCUCCCACAGGAGUACGGGGGCAGUGGCCCCUCCAUGGAGGAGGUGUGUCAGGAGUGGACCUCCCACAUCCUGCAGUCUGAGGAACGCCUCACCCAGCUCUCCACCUGCCCUGCAGGAGAUGAGGUCACCCCAGACCCAGAGACAGAACCUGAUCCUGACAGCCUACAGCUCCUGACUCCAAAUGGACUACACAUCCCAGAGUGCAUCUCAAUGACCAACCAACAACGACACAACUCGUAGCAUCCUUCUGAAGUGGAUGAGGUGCACAACUUCAGCCCUCGAGGUCCAAGAUUAUAUGCAAGUUUACUACCAGUUUCCUGGUUAAGUUUGUCAGUUGAUGAUGGUAGGACCAAGUGCUCAAAAGAGUUGAGUACAUUGUGUUUGGAAUUAGACCUAGACUACUUUUCUCUAUCUCCUGUUUUAUGGGUUUUAAAGUAUAUUAGCAGUAUACAGCCAACUGUCUGUUACCAUAAUGUGUUAUAACUAAGACCAAGCUUAAAGAUGUAUGUUUUAGCUAUUUGUUCAAUUUUGUGAAUGUCUACUGUAUUAGAGACUUGUAUUUUUAUACUAUAAUUGGUGUUUUAAUUAUGAAGAUUAAAGGUCAAUUCCACCA
This is a messenger RNA of Salmo salar (Atlantic salmon), 1371 nucleotides long. RefSeq names its product tocopherol (alpha) transfer protein (ataxia (Friedreich-like) with vitamin E deficiency). Lineage: Eukaryota; Metazoa; Chordata; Actinopteri; Salmoniformes; Salmonidae. The record is from RefSeq and is a predicted model, not a curated record. Gene Ontology annotation, biological process: vitamin transport; vitamin E metabolic process. Gene Ontology annotation, molecular function: phosphatidylinositol bisphosphate binding; vitamin E binding; lipid transfer activity. Gene Ontology annotation, cellular component: late endosome; membrane.